This is a messenger RNA of Mycena citricolor, 1634 nucleotides long. The record is from the annotation of a GenBank genome assembly. Lineage: Eukaryota; Fungi; Basidiomycota; Agaricomycetes; Agaricales; Mycenaceae.
GGACGAUGGAGCCCGGGAUAUACCUGGAAGAUCCAUUUAGACGAGUCAUAGACUUUAUACCCGGAAAAAAGAGCACCGACCCAUCGACGUCGCGAGGGAGUGUUUUGACGCGCACACGAGAUGGGGGAGCUUCGUCGUCGUCGUCGUCUCCUGCUUGCUCCUCAUCCGCACCCUCACUCGGUUCCACUUCUCCAUCAUCCUCAUCCUCAUCUUCUCUAUGAGCAGAGUCCCCUGCGUCAUUGACGCGUGCUCGUUUGGCUCCACGCGGAGAGGUCUCUUCGUCGCGCGCCUUUCCUUUGCCACCAGGACGCGUCUUGCCGCCUUUAACACGGGCGGGUUCAGGACUAGAGUUCAUAUCGCCGUCUUCCGAAGACUCCACGCGCUUCGCCAUCUAGCGUCGCGUGCGACGAUGCGUUCAGCCCCGUCGUGCGAGGUAGGAAACAAAAUGGGACUCAAUUGGCGCGCUUGGCCUUGUUUGGCCUGAUCACACGUGAUUCGUGAUCAUCUCCUUCUCUCCAAGAUGAAUCUUGGGAUAUCGAUAGCGAAUGGCCUCCGAUCUCUUCACACGAAAAUCGACUUGGUACGGGGGUAGAGGCGUCUUCGCCAACAGCGCCAUCCCCGCUGGAACCCUGAUACACACGUGCCCUGGCCCGUAUGGAUCGGUCAUCUAUCGCGAGUUUCGCAAAGAAGUCUGUGCGCAGUGUUUCGCGUACUCCUUCGAUGUCCGCCGGAAUGCUUGGAACAUUAGAAACGAAGUGCCGGGGGCAGGUGUCUGGUUCUGCAGCUCUACCUGUCGUCAAGAAUGGAGCGGCGGGCCGAUGACCUUGACUGUCAACGCCGCGGUGGACAAAUUAUCGAAGGCUGACGGGAAACGGGGCGCCACCGCAUCAGCACAUUCCGCCCUUGCGGAGAACUCUCCUGGGAUCUCGCAGACUUCUAUCGAUUCUGCCUGGGAAAACGCGGCCCAGGGUCCGACAAGCGUUCGCCUGCCUUUGGAAGAACUAGAGCUGGAAACAGUCCGCUUCGUUCUAUCCGCCCUUAUUCGCCGACAUACUGACGAUGAAAACUCCUCUGGGACGCCUCUCAACAACUGGCCUGAUCUGCUGGAGCUUCAGGACAACGAGCUUCCCUAUUACCGAAGCAAGCCGCACGCUCUGCCGUCGCACGUCCGCAUAUUCGCAUUCAUCCGCCAAGCCGUGUGCUCCUCGCCAGUUCUCGAGUGCCUGAAGCCCUACGUCGAGACCCCGGCCGCGGUGCGCGCCGUUCUCGCGCGGGAUCCGGGGAACGUCUUCGGGCUGUUCGAGAUGAACGAGACGGGCGAUAGCGAGAUGUUCGGCUGGUGCAUGUACGUAUCGGCUUCGUUCUUCAACCACGAUUGCGAACCGAAUGUGCGCAAGCGGAGAGAAGGGCGGGCGCUGCACUUCUACACCACGAGGGACAUCGAGAAGGACGAGGAACUGUGCACGAACUAUGUCGAUCUCAAGGACAGCGUGUCGGAGAGACGGGAGCAGCUCCGCGCCCACUGGUAUUUCGAAUGGUCUCUGCAAGACGGUUACAUGCUGGACAACACCGACCCAUUUCACGGUGCUCAGAUCGUUGAAAACGAGGAUGAUAUACACAUUGGAUUGCUGUAA